AAGAGUGCAGAGUGUAUGCAGCCAGGGGUAGCAGCCACUUCAGGAUAUGGGUCUGGAUUUGUGCUGAAAACCACUAUGGCCUUUUAAAGCCAGUGAGGAGGUUUUCUGGGGGCCCAGAAGCCCUGAGCCCAUUGGCCAGACCUCCUGGGAGAAGCGGAGCAGAUUUGCAUCAAAAAGAACACUGGCUUCAUUGAAAUUCUCCUCAUCUUGAGUGAAACAAAACCACAAAGAAGAGGAAAGUUUUAAUUCUGAGAAACUUCACUGAGGAGCUUUUUUUUUUUUUUUUAACUUCUAAAAAUAGAGAGGAAAUGAGCCUCUUUGGGUCACUCUAGUUGCCGCCUCCCCCCGCCCCAUGCCUGCCCCCGCUGCCCACUCAAGGCCAGCCUCUCACAGUGGGUGACUGAGCUGUCUUCAGUGGAAGCCCGAGGCAGAUGCCACGCAAUUCUGGAGCUGGAUACGGCUGCCCACACGGGGACCCCAGCAUGCUGGACAGCAGAGAGACCCCACAGGAGAGCCGGCAGGACAUGACUGUGGGGACCACCCAAGAAAAAUUGAAAACCAGCUCACUGACUGACAGGCAGCCACUCUCCAAAGAGUCCCUGAACCAUGCUCUCAAGCUCUCAGUGCCAGAGAAGGUGAAUAAUGCCCAGUGGGAUGCUCCAGAGGAGGCACUGUGGACGACUCGGGCCGAUGGGCGAGUGCGCCUACGCAUAGACCCCAGCUGCCCACAGCUUCCCUACACUGUGCAUCAGAUGUUCUACGAGGCCCUGGACAAGUACGGGGACUUCAGCGCUCUGGGUUUCAAGUGCCAGGACAAGUGGGAGCACAUCUCCUACUCCCAAUACUACCUGCUCGCCCGCAGAGCCGCCAAGGGCUUCCUGAAGCUCGGCCUGGAGCGGGCCCACAGUGUGGCCAUCCUCGGCUUCAACUCCCCGGAGUGGUUCUUCUCGGCAGUGGGCACAGUAUUUGCAGGUGGCAUCGUCACCGGCAUCUACACCACCAGCUCCCCCGAGGCCUGCCAGUACAUCGCUUAUGACUGCUGCGCCAAUGUCAUCGUGGUUGACACGCAGAAGCAGCUGGAAAAGAUCCUGAAGGUCUGGAAACAGUUGCCACAUCUAAAGGCAGUCGUGAUAUAUAAAGAACCUCCUCCAAACAAGAUGGCCAAUGUGUACACGAUGGAGGAAUUCAUGGAGCUGGGGAAUGAAGUGCCCGAGGAAGCCCUGGACGCCAUCAUUGACACCCAGCAGCCCAACCAGUGCUGUGUGCUAGUCUACACUUCCGGCACCACUGGGAACCCCAAGGGCGUGAUGCUGAGUCAAGACAAUAUCACGUGGACAGCAAGGUACGGCAGCCAGGCCGGUGACAUCCGGCCGGCAGAAGUCCAGCAGGAGGUGGUAGUCAGCUACCUGCCCCUCAGCCACAUUGCUGCCCAGAUCUACGACCUGUGGACAGGCAUCCAGUGGGGGGCCCAGGUCUGCUUUGCCGAACCCGACGCCCUGAAGGGGAGCCUGGUGAACACGCUGCGGGAGGUGGAGCCCACAUCGCACAUGGGGGUGCCCCGGGUGUGGGAGAAGAUCAUGGAGCGCAUCCAGGAGGUGGCGGCUCAGUCUGGCUUCAUCCGGCGCAAGAUGUUGCUGUGGGCCAUGUCGGUGACCUUGGAGCAGAACCUCACCUGCCCUGGCAGCGACCUGAAGCCCUUCACAACCAGACUGGCAGAUUACCUGGUGCUAGCCAAGGUCCGCCAGGCACUGGGCUUUGCCAAGUGUCAGAAGAACUUCUAUGGAGCAGCCCCCAUGACAGCAGAGACACAGCACUUCUUCCUGGGCCUCAACAUCCGCUUGUAUGCGGGCUACGGCCUCAGUGAGACCUCAGGCCCCCACUUCAUGUCCAGCCCCUGCAACUACCGGCUGUACAGCUCAGGCAAGUUGGUGCCCGGCUGUCGGGUGAAGCUGGUGAACCAGGACACAGAGGGCAUUGGCGAGAUCUGCCUGUGGGGCCGCACCAUCUUCAUGGGCUACCUGAACAUGGAGGACAAGACGUGUGAGGCCAUUGAUGAGGAAGGCUGGCUGCACACAGGCGAUGCUGGCCGACUGGAUGCCGAUGGCUUCCUCUACAUCACUGGGCGCCUCAAAGAAUUAAUCAUCACAGCUGGUGGGGAGAAUGUGCCCCCUGUGCCCAUCGAGGAGGCCGUGAAGAUGGAGCUACCCAUCAUUAGCAACGCCAUGCUGAUUGGGGACCAGAGGAAGUUCCUGUCCAUGCUGCUCACCUUGAAGUGCACUCUGGACCCAGACACCUCUGACCCGACUGAUAAUCUGACUGAACAAGCUGUGGAGUUCUGCCAGAGGGUGGGCAGCAGAGCCACCACAGUGUCUGAGAUCGUAGGGAAGGAUGAGGCCGUGUACCAGGCCAUCGAAGAGGGGAUCCGGAGAGUCAACAUGAAUGCCACAGCCCGGCCCUACCACAUCCAGAAGUGGGCCAUUCUCGAGAGAGACUUCUCCAUUUCCGGUGGAGAGUUGGGUCCCACGAUGAAACUGAAACGGCUCACAGUUUUGGAGAAGUACAAAGAUAUCAUUGACUCCUUUUACCGAGAGCAAAAAAUGUAGUCAGGGCCCAUGCUUGCAGUUUCUACAGAAUAGAGGGCAGGCGUUCCGAGCCUCUUCCUGAGCCCCAGGUCUCUUCAGUCUGGACACAGGCAUUUCUGGCAAGUCUGUUAGAUCUCCAGGUCAGGGCACAGCACUGGCUCCACAUUUACCAGGUCUUACGCCAACAAUAGCUGACAAUUCCGACAAGCUUCACGUGUGGGUAGUUUUAAUUCAGUUUAAGUUUUGCUUUUUGUUCAGGUGACAAAUGAGGUCAACUCUCCUUCCAGAACGAAAGGGCUGAUAAUUUUUGGCCUUAGUUCCAGGUAGAUUAAAAAGCUGCUAGCUCACAUACAGGACAGCCAGCAGCAGGCUGUGGAGGGGGUGGGAGGGAGAUGGCUGAUACUGCUCGUGUGCGCUGCAGGAAAAGCAAUCAGUUACAACUUACCUAGCGACCUGACUUACUCUGGAAUCGCGGUGGACAUCGCCAACUUGUUAUUCCAUUACCAGGCACUCCUCUGCCACACACAUGCCAACUGACUUGAUGCUUAAUAAAACUGCUGCUGCCGAUUUGAUUCUAUUUAAUGUAUAAUUUGAAUAUUAAACCUUUUAACAGAACUGUCAA
This is a messenger RNA of Mandrillus leucophaeus (drill), 3204 nucleotides long. RefSeq names its product acyl-CoA synthetase bubblegum family member 1 (gene ACSBG1). The transcript has 14 exons. Gene Ontology annotation, molecular function: long-chain fatty acid-CoA ligase activity. The coding region runs from base 432 to 2603 and encodes 723 amino acids. Gene Ontology annotation, cellular component: membrane; endoplasmic reticulum. The record is from RefSeq and is a predicted model, not a curated record. Lineage: Eukaryota; Metazoa; Chordata; Mammalia; Primates; Cercopithecidae.